GGACACACAUGGAUCUCAUGGUAAAGCACAUAUAAAAAGCCGGAGUUCCACAGAGCUGAGACUCAGGAACUUGAAUCUCAUCCAAGACACGAGCCAUGUUCUUGCUCAUUAGUUGCUUUGCCCUCGUGGCCUCUUCACUGGGGUGUGGAGUGCCUGCUAUCAAGCCCCAAGUGAGUGGAUACAACAAGAUUGUAAAUGGGGAGACUGCAGUGCCUGGGUCCUGGCCCUGGCAGGUUUCGCUUCAGGAUGGUAGAGGAUUCCACUUCUGCGGAGGAUCUCUGAUCAACCAGUACUGGGUUGUCACUGCUGCUCAUUGCCGUGUGUCCCCCAGAAACCACCGUGUUAUUCUGGGAGAGCAUGAUCGCCAGUCCAACAGCGAGCAAAUCCAAGUCAAGUCCAUUGCCAGGGCCAUCACUCACCCCUACUACAACGCCCAGAACUUUAACAAUGACAUCACCCUUCUGAGGCUGUCCUCGCCUGUGCAGAUGACAUCCCGUGUGUCUCCUGUGUGCCUGGCUUCCUCCAGCACAAGCAUUCCCUCUGGAACCAAAUGUGUCACCACUGGGUGGGGCAAGACCGGGCAAACCUCGAGCCCUCGCUACCUCCAGCAGACUGCCCUGCCUCUGCUCACCCCUGACCAGUGCAAGAAUUACUGGGGCUAUAACAGAAUCACUGAUGCUAUGAUCUGUGCUGGUGCUUCUGGCGUGUCCUCCUGUCAGGGUGACUCUGGUGGCCCUCUGGUGUGUGAGAACAGCGGUGUGUGGUCCCUCGUGGGUAUUGUGUCUUGGGGAACCUCUAACUGCAACGUGCGCACCCCUGCUGUGUACGCCCGCGUGUCCUACCUGCGCCACUGGAUCGACCGGACCGUUGCUUCCAACUAAUAAGCAAACACACAUUCCAAAAGGCGUUUGAACUGGACUCGUAGAAUUUCUUGAAGACGUUUCGCCUCUCACAUGAGUAGCUGGUGGGAAGUUGAGGUUCAAAUAGGAAAUGGCAAACACAGAGAGAGUCUUCAGCCCACAAGUUCCUCUUUGCAGAACAGGUGCCACACAGUACAAACAUCAAAUGGUCAUCAUUUCUACUGAAGUGAAUAUUAAACAAGCAUUAAACUCUUAAACUGA
This is a messenger RNA of Mugil cephalus (flathead mullet), 1121 nucleotides long. Its product is annotated as chymotrypsin-like protease CTRL-1. Bases 96 to 881 code for a protein of 261 amino acids. Gene Ontology annotation, biological process: proteolysis. The record is from RefSeq and is a predicted model, not a curated record. Lineage: Eukaryota; Metazoa; Chordata; Actinopteri; Mugiliformes; Mugilidae. Gene Ontology annotation, molecular function: serine-type endopeptidase activity. The transcript is spliced from 7 exons.